GAACGUUUUGGGUUAUUAUAUAUAAAUAUAAAACAUGUAGCCAUGAACCAAAGUUUAAAACGUUGUACUUCAUCACUUUCUUCUCCUUUCUAGCUAGGAUUGUUAGUUUGAGUCUUUUUUUUUGUUAUGUAUAAUUCUCCAUAAUGGAGUCCUCUUCUUCUAGUUCUAACCUUGUAGUAUUUACAUCUGAGGACUUGAAAUCGUUGACCAACUGUUUCAACCAGAAGAACUUGAUUGGAGUCACUCAAUUUGGUAAGUUAUAUUGGGGUUGUAUAAAAAAGCCAGGUCUUAUAUGCACUGAAAAUCGAGAUGUGACUGUCAAGAUAUGGGACGAAAAAUCAAAUUGUUUGGCUUCUGAUGAUGAGUAUUUGAUGAUCAAAGAAGAAGUGAAAUUUUUAACCCACUCUAGCAUUCACUGUCAUCCCAACUUGGUCAAAUUGGUUGGAUUUUGCUGUGAAAAAGAAGUGAGAGGUGUAGUCUAUGACCUAAAUCCAAGGGGUACUUUGCAUAAUAUCAUCUUAAAAGAUGAUCUUAGCUGGACUCAAAGGGUUAAUAUUAUUCUCCAACUUGCUGGUGUCCUUGAAUUUUUACAUGCUCAAGACAAGCCAUAUUUGGUUCUGAAUAUUUGUGGAUCACAUAUAAUGCUGGAUUGGGAUUGCAAUCUAAAAUUGUGUGAUUUUGGCCUCAUUAGUGGAGGAAUCAUAGGUGAAAUCAGUGAUUUAAAGAAGCAAAUAACAAUGCCCAUUGGCUAUGUUGAUCCCUUUUUUGCAGCCAAAGGUGGCUAUUGGCAAACCGGGUGCGACGUGUUCUCAUUCGGUGUUAUUCUCUUGGGACUAAUAUCCACAAGAGUAUUGGACCUGGAGAAACUACAAAGGCCCGAACUAAUACCCGAACAUAUGGUACAGAUUUGGGCCAAAAAUGAGUACAGGCCCAAUUGCUCACUAGUCCACAAAAGCCUCAGCGAAGACUGGGGCUACCAUACUGAAGAUGGUUCUACCCUUACAGAGCUGGGAAUGCGCUGCAUUGAAUUUUUCCCCAUGAAACGACCUACAAUGAAGGACGUUAUAGAGCGUCUUAAAGGAUUGAUGGUCAUUCAACGUCUUGGAGAUACGAGGCCUAACAAAAGGGAAAAGAAAUUCCAUACUGAUUUUGAUAUGACAACAUGAAGAAAUGAGCUUUUUCAUUGACAUGCCACGUAGACAUAAUCUUUUUAUUUUAUCUUCUAUUUUAUGUGGAACACAAGCAAUGUAUUAUUAUGUACAUAUGUUAUUGAUAGACAGAACAUGUAUUAUAAACAUUUUUUUAGUUUAGGUAGGUAUUGAGGCUUCCUUAUGCUUCAAUUUUAGUUAUUCAAGAAGAGCAUUGAGAACUGUUCCACCAAAAUAAUGGCAGCUAAAGUGUCUUAAAAGGGUUUUCCAUCUUUAAAUGAGAUAAAAAUUGAAAAUUUAU
This is a messenger RNA of Humulus lupulus (European hop), 1449 nucleotides long. Its product is annotated as probable serine/threonine-protein kinase PBL12. Gene Ontology annotation, molecular function: ATP binding; protein kinase activity. Bases 144 to 1166 code for a protein of 340 amino acids. The transcript has 5 exons. Lineage: Eukaryota; Viridiplantae; Streptophyta; Magnoliopsida; Rosales; Cannabaceae. Gene Ontology annotation, biological process: protein phosphorylation. The record is from RefSeq and is a predicted model, not a curated record.